AUGGCCCCGGCGAACCCCUCUGAUCCUCGUGCGGGCUCCGAGUGUGUAGUGCCCAUGUGGAAUUCGAAGGAGUUCCUUUGUGAAGAGCACGCCGACUUGAAGGAUGAGGCGACCUACGAAGAUGCAAAAGGUAUUCGACGGAAGAGGAUGCAUGACGGGGCAGACUGCACCUGCCAGUGCCCUGAAGCCCGCUGGUGGCAAGUGCCGAGUCAAGAGACCUUGGUAUGCAAAGAUGGGCGCUGGCGCGAUGACACGGGCCAUCCAGCAAAGGACUUGGUGUGCGACACGUCCAACAGGUUCUACUUCUCGUCGCUUGGUGUUUGGAUCCUUGCAGCCUUCUUGGCUACUCCUGGGGGCCGCAAGAGCUUCAGACAGGCAGCCGCACGGCCUCUGGCUGCAGCAGGUUUGGCAGGGAAGGACUCCAAGGAGGGAGCCGCCGAAGCGAAGGAGCUCGUAGAUGCAGGGUGGCGAAUUCGGGACCCCAAGGAGGGAGAAGCUGAAGCGUCUAAGGCUCCGGACGACAAGAGCCCUCCUGAGGGUGAGGUCGGUGAGGCUCCAGCAAAGCCUGAAGCGGAAGCGGCGCGCACGAGCCUGUCUUUGAGCCCAGACUUUGCAAAGUAUCAGGCCGAUCAUGCAGGCCUCGUCCUCGUGAAUCCAGCCACGUCUUUCGACCGAACAGUUUGGCCGCUUCUAGGGCGUGCCUUGACGGCCUUGCCGAACGCUCCAGACGACCUCCCUGCUUGGAGCCCACACCAAGACAUCCAAGAUCUUUUCCAGGAUCUGCAAAGCCGUGCGACAUUGUCACCAUACCCGUAUGUGGCCGGUUCCGCGCUCACCGGCACGGUGGCAGAUUCGUCGCAGUUGGGCAGGCUGUUCUCAAAGAUCGCACUGAAUCUUCUCAGCCCCAAGAAGGCGCAAGAUGGACCGAACUUGGAUCCGGAAGUCGAGAACUUCCUGCUGUAUCCAGAGAACUUAGCACAGCUGCUGCCACCAGAGACUGUUCGUUUCCGGCUUCGUCAUUGGUUGCGCGACGGCUGUGAAAUUGUAAACAGUGAGCUCCGCAGACGGCGAGGCAGCUCUUUCGGAGGAGCCAAGCUUCCGCGGCAAACUCAGCAUAACAACACAGUCUCAUGA
Molecule: messenger RNA, 1134 nt
Organism: Symbiodinium sp. CCMP2592
Lineage: Eukaryota; Dinophyceae; Suessiales; Symbiodiniaceae
Source: the annotation of a GenBank genome assembly